This is a messenger RNA of Suillus clintonianus, 3723 nucleotides long. RefSeq names its product P-loop containing nucleoside triphosphate hydrolase protein. Gene Ontology annotation, cellular component: spindle microtubule; nucleus. Lineage: Eukaryota; Fungi; Basidiomycota; Agaricomycetes; Boletales; Suillaceae. The transcript is spliced from 8 exons. The record is from RefSeq and is a predicted model, not a curated record. Gene Ontology annotation, biological process: mitotic spindle assembly; microtubule-based movement. The coding region runs from base 45 to 3500 and encodes 1151 amino acids. Gene Ontology annotation, molecular function: ATP binding; microtubule binding; plus-end-directed microtubule motor activity.
CAUCGCUUCCUCAACUAUCAUCACAAGUCUUGCCGUCGACAACGAUGGCUACGAGGCGACCUCCCAUUUCCCGCUCAAGGGUACCUACUAUUAACACAAAACCUCAAUCCUCUAUAUCAAAGUCCAAGUCUGCUCUAUCGACCAUCACGUCACCGACUACAGAAGAACAUCCAGAGCAUGCGCUCGCAAUCUCAUCCUCCUUGAAAGGCUCCAGGUCCCAAGGCCAGGAUAGUUCAGAGACUCACAUCCACGUCGCCAUUCGCUGUCGUAGACGUUCCGAUCGCGAAAUUCAGGAGAACUCUCCAAUCAUCGUCAGUUCCAACGGGGCGAAGAGCCAGGAAGUCACCAUCGAGACUUCCGCACCCGUCUCUAGUCUAGGUGUUAUUACGUUGGCGCCUACACGCACUUAUCCCUUCGAUCUCGUCUUUGGCCCGGAAGCGGACCAAGCCAUGAUCUAUCACGACGUUGUUAGCCCCAUGCUAGAUGAAGUCCUUAUGGGUUACAACUGCACGUUGUUUGCGUAUGGACAGACCGGAACUGGCAAGACCUACACUAUGCAAGGCGACCUGACGCCCACUCCAAUGGGAAAUCCAUCCGCCCAAGCAGGCAUGGUACCGAGAGUCCUGUUCCGACUUUUUCAUCAACUCGAGACAUCUGCUACGGACUACAGUGUCAAGAUAUCCUUCGUCGAGCUCUACAAUGAGGAGCUUCGAGACCUGCUCGCGAACGAACUUUCUGCUCCUGCAGGAUCUGCGCAGCCUAUGGGAAAAGGUGGUCCUGGGGAUAACCAAGUCGGUCUCAAGAUCUUUGAUGACGCCAGCAAGAAGGGCGUUUUUAUUCAGGGCCUCGAGGAGAUACCAGUCAAGGAUGCUACAGAUGCACUUGCCCUCCUCACGAAAGGGAGCCAUCGCCGACAGAUUGCUGCCACUAAAUUCAACGACCACUCUAGUCGAUCACAUUCCGUGUUCUCCAUAACGAUUCAUAUCAAGGAGACGUCAACCAUGGGAGAUGACCUCCUGAAGGUGGGCAAGUUCAACCUCGUUGACCUUGCAGGCUCGGAGAACAUCGGACGCUCUGGUGCAGAGAACAAGAGGGCACGAGAAGCAGGCAUGAUUAAUCAGAGCUUACUAACUCUAGGCCGUGUCAUUAACGCUCUCGUCGAGCGUUCAGCCCAUGUGCCUUAUCGAGAAUCCAAACUCACCCGCCUCUUACAAGACUCACUCGGCGGUCGUACAAAGACAUACAUCAUCGCCACCAUCUCUCCUGCUCGUUCCAACAUGGAAGAGACCCUCUCCACCCUUGACUACGCCAUCCGUGCAAAGUCUAUCCGUAACAAACCAGAGAUCAACCAACGGAUGACACGAAACUCCUUGUUAAAGGAAUACGUAGCCGAGAUCGAGCGUCUUAAGGCCGACGUCCUUGCUGCACGCGAGAAGAACGGCAUCUUCUUCUCUGAAGAGACCUGGAAUCAGCUCACUACUGAACAGGAGCUCAAGCAGACAGAGAUGGAGGAGGCCAAGAAGCAAGUUGAGAUUGUGGAGAGUCACUUGAGGAGCGUCAGGGAAGAGUUUGAGCAAAGCAUCGCGCUGUUAAUGAAGACCGAUGGGGAGUUGAAGCAGACGAAGGAGAAACUGAAAGAGACUGAGGGCGAGCUGCAAGUCACAGAGGGCCACCUCAAGGUGGCGAAAGGAGCUCUCGAGGAGGAGGUCCUCGUCCGCCAAGCAUACCAAGUCAACGAAGAAAAGCUUGAUGGAGUUGCCUUAGGGCUGAAGCAGGUUGCCGCUGAAACUAUCGACGAUAUUGGCGCGCUCUUCGAGAAACUCCAGCGGAAGAACAAGACAUUCACGUCGAAUAUUAAAGCCGUGUCCUCUCAUGGAAGGUCUAUCUCCUCCGAGGUGCAAUCGCUCUCGACCAAAAUCGAUGACUUCAUGAAGACCGCAGGGCACACCACGCAGACACUACGCGCGGAGGCAAAGCAGUUCCAAACGAAGGAGUUCGACAUCCUCACCAGCCACUCCGAGCGGAUCGACCAACAACUUCAGCGCAUUCAGGACUCCCUUCGGAUCAUUAACGCAAAGGACGAUGCGUCUGCAGAGGCUGUUGCAGCUAUGCAGAACGCAGUCAAGGAAUCGCAAGAAACUAUGAAGAGCUCAUUCAGCUGCUGGUCUGAUAGCUUACGAACUACAACACAAACGAUGUGCAAGGAGGUGUACGCUACAAAUCAGAGUAACUUCGCCUCGUUGGAGAAUUCUCUAAAGGCUAUGGGGACACUCCUCGACUCCUUUUCUGCUCAAGCGAUUGACUUCGCCAAGGCCGAAGGAGAGUCAGCCCUGCAAGCAAAGUCCCUCGUUGAUGUCAUGUCAAGGGCGGAGAACGCGGCUUUCCAGGAGCAAAAUGCGCUUCUCAUUCAAAUAGCGGAAGCACAGAAGGUGAAAUCUGCGAAGGCCAACGAUGUACUCGUUCAACGUAUAUCAGACCUACUUGGGGAGUUCGUAGCUUCCCGUGAUCGCGAGCUGCGAGAAGCCUGUGGAGCCGUUGUUAACGCCAACGUCAAACAUCAAGAGGAAUUCAGUGACUUUGGCCAGCGUCACGAACAAUUGAUGAACGAGGUCGCCACACGCAGCUCAGAAGCUAACACCUCUUUUGAGCGUACCGCUACAGAAGGAAAGAGGACACGAGAUGGUGCUCUUAAGACCGUCGGAUCUGUUCAAGUUGCCAUCAAGGACGUUUUAUUGGCCACACAUAACUCGAUCACAACUGCCACCACAACUUAUACUGGUGAGCUGCAAAGACACAGCCAGACCCUCCAGACCUCCUUUGGCGCAGGUCUUGAUCGGCACGACCGUGCCAAGAGAGCGCGUAUCGAGACUACCAACGGCUUCGCGACCGAGGUACAGACCGAGUUACGGCACCUGCAACGAGGUAUUGCUUCCAGCUCAAGAAAUGUUGAAGGCUUCAGCGGUCGUGUGGUUUCGGAGAGCACAAGUUUAUCGGACACGAUCGAAAAGCACGGCAACAAUACGACUUCGAGGCUUGCUUCUCUGCACCAAACAGCCCGGUCACUGCUUGAUCAAGGUACUCGCGAGGACGUUCCGACCGGAAUGACACCGCGAAAACGUGGAUGGGAAUACGUCGAUGAGUGGGAGCUGACCCAGAGUCGAGAUGUCAUUCUCCAGUCGCGGAGGCAAGGAGAGCCAAUGAGGCACGCGUCCGAACCUCCCCCCUCGCAGCACCCGCAAUCUCCUGUUGAAACCCUUUCAGAGCAAAUGGAAGUCGACGCAUUAAUUGACGAGUGUUCAGACGAACCACAAAUUCCAGUCCCGCCUUCACCUUUAACUUCCUCGACUGCCACCCUCACUGAAAUACCAAUCGCCCCUCCUGUUGUCGUUCCCAGAGUCUUGAAGAAACCUGCUACUCUGAAAUCCGGACUGCCGACUAUGGGGACGUUAGUGGAUAGACCGCCGAAUACUAUGCGGAAUGGGUCCAGAAGAAUUAGAUAGUAUCUUUAUUCAUUCACCUUAUUUCGGAUGUUCCAAGCAUCCCGUGCAUUUCUGUAUCAUCAAUCACUACCACCGAAUCGUUCAUUAUUCUGCAGAUGUUCCAGUAUCAUCGAUCAACGCAUUCGUUCAUUUAUUGCAUGCAUUUCUAUAUAUCAUCAACCAACACACUCGUUCAUUAUGACUUCAGAUGUUCCAGUAGUUGCACUCAAUACUAUGUCUUGAC